This is a messenger RNA of Pantherophis guttatus, 1487 nucleotides long. The record is from RefSeq and is a predicted model, not a curated record. NCBI's taxonomy places the organism in Eukaryota, Metazoa, Chordata, Lepidosauria, Squamata, Colubridae.
UUGGGAAGUUGGGAGAUCGGUUAGCAAAGUGUUGCCCCACUGCGGACCUUCCCGCAAGAAUCUCCCUUUCGCAAGUUACUUUCCUUUGUUCCCUGAUCAGCGGUAGAGAACCCAGAAGUGCCAGACCUGAAGUCGGAAUUCUCUACGAUUUGCCGUUCGUCCCACGCGUGUUCCUCGUGUAAGGGGUAACAGAUGGACCGUUGGAUAUUCCCCACGAUACUUCUCUGCAUACCGUUAUGUCUUGGUCUGCUUCAGAAUCAAGGCAAUCAGGUGUUUGAACCAACAAACCUCAGGAUUUACUCAAAUGAUUCUCUUCAGCAGCUGCUACUGGAAUGGGAUGUUAGUGAUGACUCUGAAGCAUACAAUUCCCAAAUUGACAUGAUUUUUAACAUCCAAGUUCGUUUAAGAGAAGAAAAUGAAAAAAUUAUUUUAAAUGUGAAUUACACAACAGUUCUCAAUAAAUCAAGACAACUUCACCAAUGGGGUUUUAUCUCUGAGGUACCCUUGCAGUGUGCAACGCAUGAAGCCAGAAUAAGGAGCAAAGUGAUGUCUUCUGAAAUUUGGAGUAACUGGAGUUACUGGGUAGCAGCAGAAGGCCCAGAUGCUCUCAGUGAUGCAACAAUUCACUUCUUCCCUAAACACAAAGUAUUUGAGCGUGGUUCCAAAAUCACAUUUUGCUGCAUUGCAAGGAAAAAUCAAUCUGUAUCUGUUUUUAUAAUUCACAAUAACCUAAAAUUUCCGGAGGGAGAUCGGCAACGAGCAUUGUUAACUCUAACACCUGAAUCUUCAUUCCCUAGUCGCAUUCGGUUCGGUUGCUUUUUUUCCGACAGUGGUAAUUUGCUAAUAGCAACUUAUCUCUACCUCACCAGGCAGCCCGUUAAGCCCCAAAAUCUGAGCUGUGAAACUGAAGACAUGAUUAAUAUUAAAUGUACUUGGGAUCCUGGAUAUGUAGAGAAAACUGAGUACUUGGAGAAAGUCUGUCCAAUGGAGUUUAUUUUGUCUGAUGUCUCUUCUGGAAAAAUAUAUUGCAGUACAAAAUUCAAAAAUACCUGUUCAUUCAAGAUGGGCAACCAGUUCCUGUACAAUGUAAACUUAACCUCCAGAAAUUGCCUUGGACAGAAACAUGAGCAGUUUCGUUUUGAUGUAAACAACAGUGGAGGACUGUCUACCAAUUCCUAAAUAAUACUUAUAUCUCAGAUGAAGAUGAUGGUGAUGAUGAUGAUGAUGUUAUCCAUUCAGUCAUAUCGGACUCUUGGGAAUUCUUUGGGCUGGGUUUCUCUACAUCUUCCAAUCUUGCAUUAGUUCUUUGAGUUUUUCUGUGUUCUGGCUAGCGUCAGCUAACUUAAAGAUACAUUAUUCUGGAGAAAGAGGAUCAUUUACCUGCAUGUAUAAAUGGUCUGGAUUCUUUUACUAUACAACUUUGAUUAUUAAUUUUCAUGUAAAGCAUGUAACCUCUAAUAAAACCAGCGCUGAAUUCUUGAUCAUAA